GUGCAAUGGCGGGAUGCGUUCUGUCUUGAUGUCUUCGUCGUCUGUUCGCGCCUUUGUUCUCGAAUGCCAGAGUCACUCUUUUACCUUUAAUACAAGGUGGUAACUUGUAUUGGUUAAGAGCUUUCGGGCGCCGAGUACAAGUACGAUGGAGGAAAUAGUAGCCAAAGUAGGAAAUGUCGUGUUCGAGCUGGAGAUGGCCCUGGAGCAGCAACUGGGCGCGCUGCCGCUACCGUUCCCCGGUAUGGACAAGUCUGGAGCAGCCGUGUGCUGCUUUUACGUGCAGGGGAACUGUAGCAAAGCGUCUGCGUGCCCUUUCAGGCAUGUUAAGGGUGACCGAACGGUGGUCUGUAAGCACUGGCUGCGAGGCCUUUGCAAGAAGGGUGACCAGUGCGAGUUCCUCCACGAGUUCGACAUGACCAAAAUGCCAGAGUGUUACUUCUAUUCGCGUUUCAACGCGUGUAGUAACAAGGAGUGCCCGUUUCUACACAUAGAUCCCGAAGCAAAAAUCAAAGAUUGUCCCUGGUAUGACCGCGGCUUUUGUCGGCACGGCCCAAUCUGUCGCCACCGGCACACUCGGCGCGUCAUGUGCAUCAACUACCUUUGCGGGUUUUGUCCUGACGGACCCGAGUGCAAAUUCAUGCAUCCCAAGUUUGACUUGCCCAUUCAGGACCCAGCGCAGCAGGCGAAGAAGGCCAACAUUGUAUGCCAUUUUUGCGGCGAGGCAGGGCACAAAGCAAUAUCCUGCCACAAAAUGCCAGCUGAACUGCGGGAGGAGCAGCAGCACUCUCGCAUGCAGUUCCACAACCACUAUGGCGGAAUGCACCGGCGGGAUCACGACGACAGCGGAGGCGCUAACGCUGGAGGACAACGAGGCUUCAGACCGCUGGAUCAAGUCACUUGCUACAAGUGUGGAGAGAAAGGACAUUAUGCCAAUAAGUGCCCGAAGGGACAUUUAGCCUUCCUUAGCAGUGCACUUCAAAACACACCAAACGUGUAGGUUUGUUAGAGUGCAUCGCAAAAAUGUAGGUGCACACAUUGGAUGCAGUGCAUGUCACUGCAUCUGAUGUUUCAUUUUUGCUGUAAAACGCUCCGACAGCUACCCCCAUUUGAAUGAUCACACAUAACUACAGAAACCAGAGAGGGAGUACGCAUGUCACAAACAUAUUGUCAGUCAUUGCGUGUGUAAGCGUAAGGUCUAGUGCACUCUGGAUCUAAUUUUUCUACAUGUUUGUGGUGGUUGAAAUCUGAGCUUCGUUAUUUGUAGGGGUUGUACAGUACCAGGGGAUUACAUACUGGUUAAAUUAAGUGCACAGACAAACUUGUCUGGUAGGUGUGUGUGCAUGUCCAACUCUGUUGGUUGAUUGGCCUUUGCAGUGUGACGAUAACGGUGUGCUCUAUGUUUGAACAUUAUUUUACUCGUCCAUCAUUACACUUGUAGGCCAGUUGGAACACCAUUUUUUGCGACACCACGUUUUCUUGUUAUGUUUUGGUAUGGUUAUCAUUAUUUUUUGUAGUUAUACAGGAAUUAAGUGCCCCAUCGCUGUUCUAGAUGCUGUAUUGUGUGAAUGAGAAGGCAUUGAACCCUUGGGCACACCAUGAUUUCCAUGCUUGUCUGAACUGUGUGCACAGUGCCUCGUUUGAAGUGUUGUUAUUAUUGACUUAUUAUUAACUUUAAAAUGUGUUGGCUGUAGGGCCAGAGAUAGACGAGGACAAGGCCAGGGUGUCGUUGGACCUCAUAUACAGCAAAGCAUUUUUGUUUUACUGCUUCAUACUUGGGGAAAGCGAUACCGCGAAGCUUUACCAAGUUCGACUUGUUGUGACACGUGUUUAAUACAGAAAUAUGCAAGGCUUUUUUGCUUGCUACGACGACUUGUUUACAUUUAUUUACUUUCUUUUUGUUAUGUUAGUGUUAUGCUUUGUAAGAUAGGUUUUCAUAGCUAGAAAUAGUGCUUUAGAUGAAAAUAAGCUGAAUUCCGUUACAAUGCAUAGGGUAAACCCUGUCAGGUCAAGUAUUUUUUCAAUAGCCACUGAAUACUUGUAUAUAGAAAUUAUUCACAGCCUAAUUUUCAAUGGUAAUAAUCAAGUUAUCCAGUAAAGUUGAAAACUCGCUAAUCAUAGACCUGCUUUGUGCGCGUUAGAAAUGGUGCAGACAAGUGGUAUAUGUAACAUAACAGUGCAUUGUGCAGUACACUGUUGGGGUAUGGAACAAAUUUUGAAAACUAAUUUUUACUGUAGAGAUAAAGUGGCAGCUGUGCAGAUUGUCAAAUACAAACAGGAAGCCUCCACGUUGCAUUUUUUUUUUCAUUUUGUUUGUAUGUUGAUGUUUGCACCUUUUCUUUAGUAUACACCUAUAGUUGCAUCACUAAUGGUCAGUUGUAGUGGCCUGGCAGGUCACCCUCUUAAGGAGCCCUGUAAACCCAAUGGUGUGCUGCAAGCACUGCCAGCAUAAUACAGCCAUACAUGGAAAGUGCAGGCCUCAGCUUUAUGCCAAUGCGAAACAAAGCAGGGCCACUGUAAGUGUUGCAGAUUACCCAGCUAUUUGCAGAGCGUUGUGCAUACAUAAUGCACAUAACAUGAUCAUUUAUUCCUGUUGUGGUCACCUUGUAAGUACACUUGUCGUGUAUAUGCCACUGUAUUGGGCAGGGGUGUUGCCAGGAUUUUAUUUCGGGAAAAAGGGUCAGGGCGGCAGGGGUGAUACCUCCACAUGUGUGUGUGCAUGAUUUUAUGUGUCUAUGUGUAUAUGCAUACAGACCAAAAAUUCCAGAGGUGGAGAGGGGUGGCUGCACCUAUGAUGUUGAGCCUAGUACAUGAAUAUUCGUGCCCCACAAGGCAAGAAGAGGUGGUUUGACAGCAGGCUUGAGCAUUGGUGGUUUGUUGAUGAGCUAGUUUGUACAUGGUGUUCAGAACCAAAAAAGUGCCAGAAACAAAACAAGACAAGAAAGACAGACAGGCGGACAGGUGCAACAUUCUCGUCUUUGUGCCUGUAUCUCUUCUCUUGUCCUGUUCUAUUGCAUUAUUUCCAUUAUUGACACCAUUGUUGGCACCUGGUAUAACAGUGGCCAAUACCCCUAAAUGGGGAUAACUAGAAGCAAGUCACUUUAUCUAAUUCUUACAAUUAAUUUGCUCCUUGCAGUCCACACUUUUUGCCUUGUUCAGGCACUGCCAUGUCAUAAAUCUGUUUUGAGUGAGGUGGGUCUCUGUGCCCAUAACAGUGAAAGUCCAUAUCUGUGAAGAGCAAUUAAGUUUUGCCUGUUAGCUUUCUCUGGUAUACAUUCUUGAUUGUGUCAUACACUUGCGCAUGAUCAUUAUGAGGAAGAUCGUUUAUUGCUUGGAAAGUUGGGAUAACUCCUUCCCUAAUUCCUUUCAGAAGAGGACACCUGUAUUACUGUGUGCACGUUUGUGUUGUGAGCCAUCUUUGUAUUCUCCACACAUUAAGAAUAUGCUGUGCAUGUGUGUAGUGAGUGACUGCGAUGUUUUGCCAAGCUGUGUGACUGGUAGUGUUACCAAGCUAUUUAGGUGACACCUGUAUGGCUGAAAGGGGACUUCUUUAGGGCAAAAGCACUUGUACUACCUGUUGAGAAUUCACAGAUGUCGGGGAAAGAACGUGAGGCUUCAGCUGGACUCAGUGGGGGAAUAGAUAGACAUUCCUUUACCUGCCAUGCAGUGCCAGUGGGAAUUUUUUGAAGCACAGAGUGGUGGAAAGGAGACCCUUCCUAAGCAUGUUUUAGUGGGCAGGUCCUCAUUUCCACCCCUCAGUGCUUCAGGGUAAAAAGUUUUGACAGGUGUCGCCUAAAAAGGCCUGUCUUAUUGUCUCGCUGACUAUAGCUUCUUGCAUGUAGUCUGUGUUCACAACUGUGUAGUCCUGUAAGUGAGGCACAAAUGGGGGGAAUAGAUCAGAAAAAACGUAGCCUUGAAAUUACACUCGCUGCAUUGUAGGCGACACCAUUGCCCUUGCCAUGUAGCUUCUGUUUAAUUUAAAAUGGUUUUUUCCAUAGGUUCACUGAGCUUAGCAUGGUCUGUUGGAACAGGUACAAGUUUUUUCUGUGACCAGUGAAGUUCACGUAGUGGCAGAGGAAUUCAUAAAUAGCCAUUGGACAUUUAACCCCUUGACUGCUUUAUAUUCUCAUCAAAAUCUGGCUUAUAUCUAUUCUGCUUCUUUUUUCAAAUGUAUAUUUUCAAUGUUCCCUUUUUUUUUCAAUAUACACGUCUGAAGUGUUUUCAACCAAUUUUCUUUAUGCAUUCAAAUGUUGUUUUAUCUGUUAAUUGAGAAUUACUGCACAUUAAUGAUCGUCGCAAAGAGCAAUAAUAAUAAUUGUUGGGGUUUAACGUUCCAAAACCACGAUAUGAUUAUGAGAAACGCCGUAGUGGAGGGCUCUAGAAAUUUUGAACACCUGGGGUUCGUUAACAUGCACCUAAAUCUAAGCACACGGUCCUCAAGCACUUUCGCCUCCAUCGAAAAUGCGGCCAGGAUUUGAUCCUACGACCUGCAGGUGUCGCAAAGAGUAGUCAGAAAUGAGCAAAACGCUUUAUCUUCGUGCUUCAAAAUCCAUUAUUCUGCAAAGCCAAGUUUGGCAUCAAAGAAAGAGGACAAUUUAACAAACGAAGUUCCUCAGUGCUGCUAAAGCACUGCCAUUUAUGUAGUAGAGCAAAAAGAUAGAAUAAAUGCAGCUUUCAGGUGCUGAAACUGUUGGGCUCCAAACCACACUGUACUAGUGCAUGGCCACUGAAGCUGUUGUAUCGCCUGAUCCAACAGAGCAAUGGGAUGUAGCCUUGAGUGAUUGAGCAAUGCACUACACGAAAUGAUUGAUAGCAAGGGAAUUGUUCAAAUUGGCUUUGCAUGAACCACUGGUCCUACUGAGCCUGAGCAGGACCUUGUCGUACAUGUUGACACUGUUUCCAUUGUCGCUUGUCCUGUUUACACUGAUCUUCAGAACUUCUAGUCUUCCCAUUGUGCUUUCACAACACAGGUGAAAUCAUUUGCUAGGUGGGUUCUUCUUUUACAUAUGAAAGCUAGUGAUGCACACUUUGCUUCGUAUGCUGCUCUUGCGUCCUCCUGGCAACUGCAGCUUAUGCAAUGGUAAUCUUUAUCGGGAAAUCUAUGCGGCAAACACUACAUGCUUCACAUUGUUCGAAUGCGCCUUAUCGUCUAUCAUAUGGUUUUGACACUUGCUUUAUGCUUUUCUUUAUUGAAAUGAAUACUACGGUGUGUCUUGCAGGCAUAAGUCUGAUGGAGAUGGGCGCUUUUCACUUCAAUUCAUCGAAUGAUUUUCUGUCAACAGAGAAAUUCUGGGAUCCGAGUAAUAAACAGCUUUGCCGUAGAAGUGCUGCAAUCUGCAUAGUAAAAAACAAAGAGCACAAUUAAUGCAGCUCUCAACUGCUAACCCUGCAGCCAUCUGUGCACAGACAAAUUAUGUAGACCCACUUUGUUCAUCAUGCAGAUUGCUUUGAAAAUGGUAAUAUUGCCGUAGACUGGCUCAGGUUGUGCAAAUCAAAGUUUACUGGUAUUGCAUUGAUGAACCUAGGUAUAACACUCAAGGGGUUAAUGGCAUCAUUGGACAUUAAGAAUAAAUAUAUGUUCAGAAUGUACAAUUGCAUAUUAGCACAAUUUCUCCUUCCAACGUACUAUUUUCUUUUCAUAAUUUUUAUGUGCAGUCACCAGGAAAUGGUGGAACAAAAACAAAGAUUGGCAUAUUUCCUGACGUAGUUUAUAUCGACCACAGCUAUAUGUUGUGCACCUGUAGCACAGUGCCACAGUUUUGGUUUUGCUGUUUGGUAUUCAUCUGCUGUUUAUUGUACAUGUUAAUGCAUCAGAAUAAAUAAUGAUGCAUUAACAUAAAUUCUUGGAGGAAGUGUAUUAAAGGGACCGACAACUGAUUUUUCUCGACCCAGUUUUUUACGGCGCGACAGGAAGCUCAUCCUUCGUAGCGUUUGUAGCUGCAGUGGCUUAUCCGAAAAGCACGUAGUUAUUUUAUAAGCAGUAUUUU
This is a messenger RNA of Rhipicephalus sanguineus (brown dog tick), 5984 nucleotides long. RefSeq names its product cleavage and polyadenylation specificity factor subunit 4. The transcript has a single exon. Gene Ontology annotation, molecular function: zinc ion binding; RNA binding. Bases 146 to 997 code for a protein of 283 amino acids. NCBI's taxonomy places the organism in Eukaryota, Metazoa, Arthropoda, Arachnida, Ixodida, Ixodidae. The record is from RefSeq and is a predicted model, not a curated record.